Molecule: messenger RNA, 1503 nt
Organism: Rodentolepis nana
Lineage: Eukaryota; Metazoa; Platyhelminthes; Cestoda; Cyclophyllidea; Hymenolepididae
Source: the annotation of a GenBank genome assembly
AUGAGUACAAAUACAACCAUACAGUACGACCUUCCAAGGCUCUUAAAAUGUUCUAUAGGUGUCGCGUUCACUCUUGGUAUACUUGUUGAAGGUUUGAUAAUAUUUGUUGCACUUAUCAGGUCUAAAAAGUACCUGGCUAGACCAACCCUCAUUUUUCUACUCAAUCUUGCUGCAGUUGAUUUGCUCACUGGGAUUUUUAUCGUCCCCCCACUCACUGUGACCGAAGUAUCUGCUCAUUCUAGAAUUUUUAACCGAUUCUUCUAUCUUUAUUGGUUAACCAUCGGUGGAUUACUAUUGAACGCUCGAAUACUCGCUCUUCUAUUCGUCGCGUUGGACAGAUAUCUUGCCAUCUGCCAUCCCAUCCGCUAUUCAAAUCUCCUCACCUUUUCAAGAGCUCGGCUGGGCUUGAUCCUUGCUUGGGGACUAGCCCUAGCUUUACUCCUGCCUCAAUUGGCGAUUUUCUCAACAGAACUUGUUGGAUUACCAAGAAAUGUGACUGAGGCGCCAAUACAGCCUUAUGACUGGUUCUACACUACCUCAUCCGCUUUGCGUGGAAUACUCGUCUUCAUGUUCUUCAUCCGAUUUGUGUUUCCAAUAACUGUAGCAUUUGUAAUUGAUGUUCUCGCACUUCGGAUAGUAAUCGAAUCAAGCUCUGGUUUCCGGCAGGGUGUACUACGAGUUAAAGAAUCGGAUGCUGAUAAGAAAAACGUUGAAAAACACAACAUGCGUCCAUAUAACUCGCAUCGCCUUAAAGCGAUUAGGAAUAAAGGGCCCAUCCUAAUGCGGAUUCAUCGUGGAAACUAUAUGACCGAAGGAACAAAAGAAUUAUUUGCACAACUACCGGGUACAAAUAGAUCACUUGGUCGAAGAACAGCCGUAUUGCCAAACCUUAGUCUUACAUCAACAACACAUUCCUCCGAAUCGGAUUCCAAAUCACUUUCUAAUAAUAACGCAGAAACAAUUCGACCCGAACCCCAAGGCGGUGAUAAGGAAAGAACGGCAGAAGCACCAGUACGGAAAGCCGUUAUAUCAUUCCCUGAUAGUGACAAGACUCUUGAAUGUGAAAGUGCAAAUCAGGAGUCCCAGUCUCAUAGGAGAAUAGCUUGGUGGCGAUCAUCACAAGCGGUAUCAAGAUUCAAAUUGCAUCGGAAGAAGCUAAAAGAUCUUGGAUCAUUGAUUCCCUUUACCAUUCUCCUUGCUGUGUUUGUUCUCUUUAGCCUUCCAUACCAGUGUCUACAUGUUCUCAAAGCUCUUUGGAGCAAGUUUUCACUACCCAGUGAAGUAAUCGCUCACCUCUACUGGUUAGCUUGCGCAAAUGCUCUUGUGAACCCUGUGAUAUUAACCUUCUGGUCUUCUGCUUGUCGAGCUAAGGUUUUGCAUCUUAUCACCUGUGGAAGAUUUCACCAUAAACAAGCUGCCAUUAAGAGGCUGAUCAUUGCCAGUUUUGGAACUGCCAAUCUUCCUUACGGACGUCAAGUGCAUCCCCAGAUGAACAGUGAAUAA